Messenger RNA from Aphidius gifuensis, 1473 nucleotides. RefSeq names its product tRNA (adenine(58)-N(1))-methyltransferase non-catalytic subunit TRM6 (gene Trmt6). NCBI's taxonomy places the organism in Eukaryota, Metazoa, Arthropoda, Insecta, Hymenoptera, Braconidae. Gene Ontology annotation, biological process: tRNA methylation. The record is from RefSeq and is a predicted model, not a curated record. The transcript has a single exon. Bases 91 to 1473 code for a protein of 460 amino acids. Gene Ontology annotation, cellular component: nucleus; tRNA (m1A) methyltransferase complex.
CUUGUCUUUGUGUCUUGUUGACACAAAAAGUUUAAUAUAAUAAUUAAGUUUUAAUAUAAAUAAUUAAGUAAUUAAAUAAAAAUUAUAAUAAUGGGUGUUGAAGAGCAAGAAAAUUUAGUUAAACUUGGUAGUUAUGUGGUUGUACAAAAACAAAAUUUUCGUAAGCUUGUUAAAAUAACAGACAAACCAACAUUUACAUUGGGCAAAGAAUUUAUUGAAAUGGAGCAAUUACCAGGUAAACCAUACUGGACAACAUUUAAAAUGGUUAGUUCUAAAAAUGGCAAAAGAAAUGUUGCACUUGAAGUUGCUGAAAAAGCUGAUACAAUGGAAGAAUUAUGUAGAGGAAUUAUAAGUGGUACUGAUAAUCGUACAAUAACUGAUGAUAGUACAUCACAAAAAUUAUCAAGAGAAGAAAUUGAAGUACUUCGUGAUGCUGGUAAAUCAAGUAUUGAAAUUGUUGGUUCACUUAUUGAAAAUAGUUCAUCAUUUGCUGCUAAAACUGAAUUUUCACAAGCUAAAUAUAUCAAGAAAAAAGAAAAAAAAUAUUAUAGAUUUUUGAUGAUACAUAAACCAACUCUAUCAAUAGUACAAGAUAUUUAUUUUAAACAAGAUUGUAAUAAAAUAAAUUCAUUAAGAAUGGAUACAUUAUCACAAAUAUUAUCAUACAGUGAUGUUAAAGCUGAUGGUAAUUAUUUACUUUAUGAUUCUGGUUCAUGUGGUUUAACAGCUGCUGCAUUAUUAAGUAGAAUUGGAGCUAAAACAACUGGUAAUCUUGUACAUUUACAUCCUGGUAAUCAAGCACAAAUGACACUUGUUAAUGCAUUAAAUUUUCCUGAUGAACAAUUAAAAAGAAUGAGUACAGUUAAUUUAUAUACAUUUUUAAGAUUAAAUUAUCAAGGUGAAUCUGAAAUAAUACGUGAGCUAGUUAAAAAACAUAUAAUAUGGAAACAACUUAAAGAAUCUGAAAAAAAUAAUGGAGAUAAUGAAGAUAUUCCAAAUGCAAAAAGACGAAAAUUAAAUGAUGAAGAUGAUGAUGAUAAUGAUGACAAUGAUAACAAUGAUAUUGUUGUUGAUAAUGGUGAUAAUAUUAUUGAUGAUAUUAUUGAUGAUAAUAUUGAUGUACCAGAUACAUUUAAAGAACCAAAAUGGCUUAAUGAAACAAGACAAGCUGUUGAUUGUUUUAAAAAUACAAAAGCUGAUGGUUUAACAAUUAUUGCCAAGGAACAUCCGUCAAAUAUUAUUCAAGCAUUAUUAGAAUUUUUGGGUACAUCAAGACCAUUUGUUAUUUAUCAUUGUUAUCGUGAACCAUUACAAGAAACUUAUAUUAUGUUAAAACAACGUAGAGAUAUUGUUAAUUUAAAAUUAUUAACUAAUUUUUGUCGUAAUUAUCAAGUUUUACCAAAUAGAACACAUCCAGAAAUUAUGAUGAAUGAUUUAGGUGGUUAUCUAUUAACUGGUUAUCUUGUUGAUUAA